UGAAUGAACAGUAUACUUGCGUAUCAGCUUCUGUUUUGCAAAUUGCACGUAUUUAAUAGACGAAAUUCAAAGAUGGAAAUCUGAUCCUUGUGAUUUCCAAUCUAUCUUCUUUUGUUUGUAAAAAAAAAAAAAAAGAAUUAGAAUUCUAAUUUAUCGUGUCUGAAAAGGACAUGGUCUUAAUAUACCAAGAAUAAAACUAAGGCGCAAAAAACCCACAAACUUUGAUCAUGCGCCUACAGUCUUAUCCUACGCCGCUCCUCAUCUUCACAUGCACGUCCUCUCUAGUGCCAACUCCUUUCGCUCAUUUCUACACUUAUAACUCCUCCUCAGUUUUGGGUCACCCCACUAUGUUAAUCCAAACCCAAAUAAACCCACCUCUCCAAGUCCCAACUUUUCCUCAUAAACCCAACAAAACCAAUACUUUAAAGGACGUUUGCCUGCGAGGAAAUCUCAUGGAAGCUUUUCAAUCACUCACGGUUUCCUUCAAUGAUCAUUACCCAGAUGAGACUUAUGCCCCGGUUCUUGAACUUUGCGCUGGCAAGAAAGCUCUUUCUCAAGGGCUACAGAUUCAUGCCCACAUGAUAAAAUCUUUCUCUGUUUCUGAAUCCGUGUUUUUAGGAACUAAGCUUGUGUUUAUGUAUGGGAAAUGCGGCUCAGUUGAGAGUGCUGAGAAAGUGUUUGAUAAAAUGGGUAAACGAAGUAUUUUUACUUGGAAUGCUAUGAUUGGAGCUUAUGUUUCUAAUGGGGAACCUUUGGGAGUUCUUGAAACUUAUAAAGAAAUGCGGGUUUUGGGAGUUUCUCUUGAUGCUUAUAGUUUUCCUUCUCUGCUUAAAGCUUGUGGUUUGCUUAAAAAUCUCUUUUUAGGUGCUGAAAUUCAUGGCCUGGCUGUCAAGCUUGGCUAUGAUUCUACUGUUUGUGUUGCCAAUUCUUUAGUUGCUAUGUAUGCGAAAUGUGAUGACCUUUGGGCUGCAAGGAGAUUAUUUGAGAGAAUGGCUCAGAAAAAUGAUGUUGUGUCAUGGAAUUCUAUAAUUUCAGCAUAUUCUGCAAAUGGAAAAUCUAUGGAAGCAUUGGAACUUUUUAGGGAAAUGCAAAAGGCUGGUCUUGACACAAAUACUUAUACUUUUGUUGCUUGUCUUCAGGCUUGUGAGGAUUAUUCCUUUAGGAAAUUUGGUAAGGAGAUAAGUGCUGCUGUUUUGAAAUCAAAUCAGCUUUCCGAUGUUUAUGUUGCUGGUGCUUUGGUUGCCAUGUAUGUCAGGUGUUGUAAGAUGAGUGAGGCCGUGAGAACUUUUAACGAAUUGUGUAACAAGGAUAAAGUAGCGUGGAAUUCUAUGCUUACAGGGUUUAUCCAAAAUGGUAUGUACAGUGAAGCUUUGCAUUUCUUCCAUGAUUUUCAGAAUGCUGGUAAAAAACCUGACAAUGUUACGAUGAUAAGCAUCCUUCUAGCCUGUGGGCGGUUGGGUUACUUAUUGAAUGGAAUGGAAUUGCAUGCUCAUGCAAUAAAAAAUGGGUUUGAUUUAGAUUUGCAGGUUGGAAAUACUCUUAUAGAUAUGUAUGCAAAGUGUUGUUGUGCGAACUAUAUGGGCCAUGCUUUUGAUAGGAUGCCCAACAAAGAUUUGAUUUCUUGGACUACUGUUAUUGCUGGCUAUGCCCAAAACAAUAAUGGUUUAAAGGCCUUUGAAUUGUUCCGAGAAGCGCAACUAGUUGGUAUAGAUGCUGAUCCCAUGAUGAUAGGUAGUGUACUCCUUGCUUGUAGUGAACUGACAUGCGUGUCCCAAGUGAAAGAAAUUCAUGGUUACAUUAUGAGAAGAGGCUUGUCUGAUGUUGUGCUACAAAAUAUGAUCAUUGAUGUAUAUGGAGAGUGUGGAAACAUAGAUUAUGCUGUGCAAGCAUUUGAGUUGAUCGAGUUUAAAGAUGUUGUGUCUUGGACAAGCAUGAUUUCUGCAUAUGUCCAUAAUGAGCUCUCUAAUGAAGCUCUGGAACUGUUCCACUUCCUGAACAAAACUAAUAUUCAGCCUGAUUCUGUAGCAUUAAUAAGCACACUCUCUGCUGCUUCCAGCUUGUCUGCCUUGAAGAAUGGGAAAGAAAUCCACUGCUUUAUUAUCAGGCAAGGUUUCAUUCUUGAAGGAUCCAUUGCCAGCUCUCUUGUGGAUAUGUAUUCUCGCUGUGGAAUGGUAGAGAAUGCAUACAAGGUAUUUAAGUCUAUUCAAAAUAAAGGUUUAGUCCUGUGGACAAGUAUGAUAAAUGCAUAUGGAAUGCAUGGCCAUGGCAAAGCAGCUAUUUAUUUAUUCAAUACGAUGAAGAAAGACCUCACUCCAGAUCAUGUAACGUUUUUGUCAGUUCUAUAUGCUUGCAGUCAUUCAGGAUUGAUUGAUGAAGGUAGAAGACUUUUUGAGAUCAUGAAAUAUGAAUAUGAAUUGGAACCAUGGCCAGAGCACUAUGCGUGUCUGGUUGAUCUCCUUGGUCGGGCAAAUUGCUUGGAAGAGGCAUUUGAAUUUGUGAAAAGCAUGCAGAUGCAACCUACCGCUGAAAUUUGGUGUGCACUCCUUCGGGCUUGCCAAGUUCACUCAAACCAAGAACUAGGAGAAAUUGCUGCCCAGAAACUUUUGGAGUUAGAUCCUAAGAACCCUGGACAUUAUGUGCUCAUUUCUAAUGUCUUUGCAGCAAGAGGAAGAUGUAAAGAUGCUGAAGAAAUUAGAAUGAGAAUGAAGGAGAGAGGUCUGAAGAAAAAUCCUGGAUGUAGUUGGAUUGAGGUGGGGAGCAGGAUUCAUACUUUCAUGGCAAGCGACAAGUCUCAUCCAGAAUGUCUUGAGAUAAGCAAAAAAUUGGAUAAAAUCACGGAAAAACUGGAGAAGGAAGGAGGUUAUGUGGCUCAAACGAAGUUUGUUCCCCAUAAUGUUGAGGAAAAUGAGAAAGUUAAGAUGCUGUAUGGGCACAGUGAAAGGUUGGCGAUUGCAUAUGGUCUGCUUAAGACUGCUGAGGGAACUCCCAUUCGGAUUACAAAGAAUCUCCGUGUCUGUGGUGAUUGCCAUACUUUUUGUAAGCUAGUUUCAAAACUCUUUGAACGGGAACUUGUUGUGAGGGAUGCCAAUAGAUUUCACCAUUUUGAGGGUGGGGUUUGUUCUUGUGGGGAUUUCUGGUAAAUGUUAUAUCAAAUGAUUUAAGUCAUAGACAUUUCAUCUUCAUUCAUGCUGUAGCCAUUGGAAUCACUCUCAAAUGAUCAUGCCAUGGUUCUUUUUAUCACCCCUUCUGGUUCAAGUCUGCUAAGAACAGAAUUAUUCUCAUGAAUCUCAUCGUCCCAGUGGCCCAGUUUAAGCCUGAGAUGCCAAAGCUGCUAAAAGGAUUGCCAAUUAAUCAUUCAAUUGUAAGGAGGCAUUGAUAGAGCCCCGAUUCUGAUGGAAAUUGAGUGUGCCCUGAUACAAGAAGUGCCUAAAAAGGGAUGACUGUAAGCACAUUGGUUCCCAUUUUUGUUCAUGCCACGGCGGAUUCAUAAUUGUUGUAAAUUAUGAUUUUAACUCGAUUGGAAACUAUGGACUAAUAAAAGAUUGUAGAUAAUUUUUUGACUCCUGUUCCCCUAGAGUAUUAAUAAAAACCUUAACAUCAUUUACCCUAUGAAAAUGCAGUGAAUCUGCUUGCCAUAGUUUCUGGUCAGCAUCCAAUCAAUCUCCUGUGUUCUGCUCUGAGGCAAGUGGCCACUUGUGUUAAAUGGAAAAUGAUGAUUGAUGAUAGAUCAUGAACGUGAUCAUUGUAAUGAAGAGGCUGAGUUGUUUUGAAGGUGAGGGCCUCUGAUUAUAUGAUAAAGUUAAUACAUUUUAUUUUGGGUGUCAAUUCUGCGUGUAAAGCCCUCGAAAAUCAAUUUGAUUUCUUGGUGCCCGUUUUGUCUUGUACGAAGUUUCUUAUGAGGGAAAACUCUUUCUUCGAAAAAAUCGAACAUCCUGAAACUUUGGCUAUGUUUCAUAUUGAGCUGAAACUAACCUCUUUUUUGCUGUUGCAAUGAGUAUUGUAGUGUAUUAUCAUACCAAGAAUACACAAAAGAUUUGCCGGUUCUAUCUCCAUCAAGCACUUUAUGUACCAAAGGAUAAUGGUGAAAGACACCCUAUGGAAUUCACAGUUGAUAGGACCAGAGCAAUUCUUCCUUCUUCAGAGAGUCAGAUACAGAUGCAUGGGCAGCAUGGCUAGCUGCUGCAUUUAUAUGCAAAUGGCUACAUAAAGGCACUACCUAGAGCAUGGGUCCUGCAAGUGUGCGGUCCAAUGAGGUCUAAAUUUUUGACCGUUCGAUUUGAUCAAUUUUAGAAGCACAUGUGAGAAAUACCGAGUGAAUCAGGGAACAUAUAGCAGCCUUUUGCAUUAAUAUUAAGAGAACAAUGGGUUGCUUUAUUUUCUAAGGUGUGCUUAGAAAUAAAAAUUCAAUGAGUAUGAAGGGUGGUUUGACCAUAGCAAACAUGUUCAAAGCAAAUUGGAGAGCAGAGGCAAGGCUUCAUAUUAUAUAUGAAGUUGUAUUGUGUUACUCCUGUGUCGGCAUGACUAGCCUUGGGGUUUUGAGGUCGCAUCCAUUCCAAUUCAGAGGCUUCAGAGUUGUAAAGAAA
This is a messenger RNA of Durio zibethinus, 4583 nucleotides long. Lineage: Eukaryota; Viridiplantae; Streptophyta; Magnoliopsida; Malvales; Malvaceae. The record is from RefSeq and is a predicted model, not a curated record.